AUGAAGUUCGCCCCUAUCCUCCUUGCCUCCGCCGCGAGCGCCCACACCAUCUUCUCCUCCCUCGAGGUGAACGGUGUCAACCACGGUGUUGGUGGUGGUGUCCGUGUGCCCAGCUACAACGGCCCCAUUGAGAAUGUCGACUCUGCCUCGAUCGCCUGCAACGGUGCUCCCAACCCGACCACCCCCACCUCCAAGGUCAUCACCGUCCAGGCUGGUCAGAACGUGACCGCCAUCUGGCGCUACAUGCUCUCCACCACCGGCUCUGCCCCCAACGACAUCAUGGACAUCUCCCACAAGGGCCCCACCAUGGCCUACCUCAAGAAGGUCAACGACGCCACCACCGACUCUGGUGUCGGCGGCGGUUGGUUCAAGAUCCAGGAGGACGGCUACAACAACGGCGUCUGGGGCACCGAGAAGGUCAUCAACGGCCAGGGCCGCCACAGCAUCAAGAUCCCCUCCUGCAUCGCCCCCGGCCAGUACCUCCUCCGUGCUGAGAUGCUUGCUCUCCACGGUGCCGGCAACUACCCCGGUGCUCAGUUCUACAUGGAGUGUGCUCAGCUCAACAUUGUCGGCGGUACCGGCAGCAAGACCCCCUCCACCGUUGCCUUCCCCGGUGCUUACUCUGGCUCCCACCCCGGUGUCAAGAUCAGCAUCUACUGGCCCCCUGUCACCAACUACCAGAUCCCCGGCCCCUCGGUCUUCACCUGCUAA
Podospora anserina S mat+ is the source of this 711-nucleotide messenger RNA. RefSeq lists its product as uncharacterized. The transcript is spliced from 2 exons. Bases 1 to 711 code for a protein of 236 amino acids. The record is from RefSeq and is a predicted model, not a curated record. NCBI's taxonomy places the organism in Eukaryota, Fungi, Ascomycota, Sordariomycetes, Sordariales, Podosporaceae.